AUGACUAUCUCGAUAUCAGAAAGUGUUUACGACAGAAGGAGGUCUAUCGGCCAGGACCGCCGCAGGUCUGUUUCAUCCAACUACAAGUGUUUCCAGAACUACUACAAUGCCCUCAAAUAUCUCCAGCCGAAACCGACCUACAUUUCGAAUAUCCGUUCCUCUGUCAACCACUGGCAGCUCAGAGACUUGGUGCAGGUGGAUGCUUAUACUGGCAAUAUCUACCAUACGCUAGACGACUCGAUCAGAGCAUUGCUGGUCUUCCCCUUGUACGAAGAAACCCUCAAGUCCCAUGAUUAUGUGAGUCUACCGUACUUCCCCAGAUGUUUUAAUCAUAGCCCGGGUGGUCAUAUAGUCACUGGUGGUGUGGUAACCUCUCUGUCGAAAGUCUUCUCCAUGGAUAUUCCUGACUUGACAAAGUCCAUCCCAGGAUCCUCACACAGACUGCCCAAGGGGUUGUUCUCCUUCUAUUCACCGUAUACUGAUGGUGACCUUACCUAUAAGUUGGGUGAAAUGAUCAAUAACGCUGUAACAGUAUACCCCGACUACCCUGGCGGUGACUCGCAUUUCACAUCCUAUGUGUGCAACAACGACUCCAACAUGUACAUUUUGGAUAUUGCGAACAACAGGAUUACUGCCGACCGGAAGUUGGUGUGUGAAAACAACACCUCCCUUAACAACGUUCAUCAGCUGCCUGAUGGUAGGUUAUUGACUGCCACAGGUGACUCAAGCUCGAUCUUCUUGCUUGAUCCAAAAUCUCCCAAGCCUCAAAUUGAGGUUAUCAGAACAGCAUACGACUCUGGAUUUGGUAUUUCAUACCAUAAUAACGAGAACACAUUAGCAGUAGCAUUUCAAGAAGGUGCUUGCUUGCUCUACGACUUGAGAAAGGCUACAGAAGAACCGCUUUUUGAGGUGAAAUCAACAAGGCCAGGUCAUCAAUCUGGUGCUUUUAGGUGCUGCAAGUUCUUGCACACCGCCAUUCAGGAUUUACUUGUAAUUUCCGAACAUGUCGGUAGGGUGCACCUUGUGGAUCUUCGUGAUCUUGAUCAAGACAAUCAACAGGUGCUCGUUUUCCCCUUUGCAUUGGACCAGUAUGGUCGCCAUAAACACGAGAGACUAAGUGUGCGUGAUAAGCUCAUGAACUCACAAAGAAAGCACAGCUUCGCUGGUGCUGAUGAUGACGAUAUGAACGAUAAGAACGUGGAUAAGCAUAAGAGAUUCGAUAUCUUUGAUGAGUCGCAGUCUCACUUCUCAGCACCAUUGGUGUAUGAUUAUAACUACCUCGCUGAGGAAAACCCCAAAUUGUUCAAAGACUAUGUCUAUCAGCCGCAGCCUAUGCCCGUCUGCAACGAGGAUGAUGGCAAUCUUGCUCCUCCAGAACUUAAUCAUCCACAGUGGAAUUCGACACCGGUUUCAAUCAAUCAGGACUGUGUGUCUAACCAGGGAGAGAGUCAGUCAGGUCAUCAUAACCUGAUCUCAGUUGAUCCUCAUGAUGUGAGGCAACGUUUGGACUUGGAGGCAGGCCAGGGCCUGUCCCAUGACACCGAAAUGGUCGAUGCGUCUCCUCCACAACAACGUUACUCUUGCCACGAUUCAUAUCAACAAUCAGUCAACCAUAUCCAUGGAGAGAUGGAAUUGUCUGGCUUGGACUGGCUCGAAAACCAAUUGUACAUUGGCUGCGAAGAUGGAGGCAUCGUCACCUGGGACAUUAAUUACCAGUUAAUUCCUGUGGCUGGCUACGCUGACUUGAAGGCUCAUUACCAAAAACUAGAUCCGGAAGUCUCGAAUGUUAUCCUUGUCGGAUGUGGUGCUAUGAUUGACAUCGAGUCCUUCUUUGAGAUAGAUCCUAACGAGUUUGUCACUGAAUUCCAACCUACACCGUUGGAGAACUUGCAUGACCUCGAUGAAAAAGAUCCAGGUCCUUCGUUCAGCAGACGAAUCUAUGUCUUGGACGGAAAUAGGCCGUGGAACCUUGACAAUGUCUUCGGGUCACAUAUGGUAGUGUGUUUCGACGAUGGUUACAUCGACAAGAACCUAACUAAAGAAUUAGAGAGCUUCAAGGUAUUGAUUGAUGCCUCUGAUCAUGAAUCAAGCGAUGAAUCUGGCGACUCAAGUGACGAAGAAUCUGAUGUCAACGAGAUUAUAGAGGAUGUCAGUGAAGAGGAUGCUGAUGACAACGAAGACAACGGCAUUGUUACUGAUGAAUCAGUGGAGAGCAGGAAACGUCGUCGGGAAGAAGUCGAAGCCAAAAAAAUCAAAAAGCAGAGAAGAAAAGAGCUCAAUGCAAGUGAAAAUGUCAUUGAAGCGUAUUACAACCAGGGAACCGCAGUUUUGACCGGAACCACCGCUAUAGUGUACGCUAUAUUAUCUAAAAUUGGUGAAACGAGUAUCGAAAACCUAUGGCUUUCCAUGAUCGGUGCAUCAUCUCUUGAUAGACUUCACCCCGAGGUAUACGACGCCAUAGUACCUCUCUUUCAAGAAGAGGUUAGACGUUUAAGCCCUUCUGCUGGAACUGAACGUUCAGCAGACUCUACAGCAUUAUCUGUCGAAGAUGACUACCAUUUGUUUUUGUUGCGUCAUUGGACACUUUACGACUCGUUCUUUUAUUCUUCAUUGGUCAAUUCAAAACUCAAUCUUUGGACGGAAGACGGAAAGAAAAAGCUUCAUAAGUUGUUUGCAAAGAUGGGAAUUUCGCUUUCAGUCGCACAACAAAAGUGGCUCUAUAUGGACAUUUCUGUCAAGAAGAGCUUGCCCAGCAUCUUCAGCAAAUAUCUUCCGCUUUAUGGUCUCGAGGGAAUAGUCAGAGAUGGCUUUGUGAGGACGUUCGGCUAUACCGGGCAGCUUUCAGCAAUGGAAUGCGUUGAAGCCCUCGCAGCGCUUCUUGAAACCGAUGACGGCGCCGGGGGUGAUAAUAAUAAUGAUAAGGACGAUGAUAUCAACGAAAAGAUCGAAAGAAAGGAAAAACUAUGGGUUAAUAAUUUUUGGUCGUCAUGGGAUGCUCUUAAUAUGAGCAAUCACAGCGCAGCAUCUCGGGUUGUAUCCUCUAACACCAAUUCUCUUGCUGCAGCACUCAGUGUCAAGAAGCUUAAAGGCUAUGAUCUCCUAAUAAGGGGACUCGAGAAAGCGAAAGAGAAUCAACAGAUAAUAUUCAGGACGGGAAUGUCUGUCUUGGAAAGAAAACUCAUGAAAAACUUACGUCUUUAUCGUCUUUGUGUUUUAAAUGACGGUUCCAUUCCAGACUUGAACAUGUUCAGCAACCCUCUUAUCCUUACAAAAUUGGGAAACUGGCUUCUAGAAAACAUCAAUGAGCUCGAAUUUCUUAACCUCGCGUCGAAGAACGAUAAGUCUCUUUCAAACGCAUUGAAGCCCCUCGUACUUGCAAGUUUGGAUCCUGCCUCAGAUACAUACCUUGUUAUUGGUCUUGCACCCAAAUAUCCAAGGGGCCUAGACAACACUGCAAAGGCCAAGAUUGCCCAGCAAAAUAAAGAAAAGCCCCAUCAGCAUGAUUCCACCUUCAUGACUCGUCUUAAUACAUUCAGUGUUGCAUUCCAAAGGGUCGCAGCAUCGUCCGACGCGAAAGUGAGAAUCAAUAGCUUCGAGUCUUCCAUUAUAGAAAUCCGCAAGGAUGAUCUCCUGCCAUUCCUUGAAAAGCUCACGUUGAGUGGCUUAAUUUGA
Candidozyma haemuli is the source of this 3672-nucleotide messenger RNA. RefSeq names its product DNA replication initiation factor (gene CDC45). The coding region runs from base 1 to 3672 and encodes 1223 amino acids. NCBI's taxonomy places the organism in Eukaryota, Fungi, Ascomycota, Pichiomycetes, Serinales, Metschnikowiaceae. The record is from RefSeq and is a predicted model, not a curated record. Gene Ontology annotation, cellular component: DNA replication preinitiation complex. Gene Ontology annotation, molecular function: protein binding; chromatin binding; DNA replication origin binding. Gene Ontology annotation, biological process: mitotic DNA replication preinitiation complex assembly; DNA replication initiation; double-strand break repair via break-induced replication. The transcript is spliced from 2 exons.